CGACCUUUCACAGGUGUCAACAUUUAAUUUCUUUCCUGUACAUCAACUCAAGUGGGUGAUUCCCGCAGACGCGCUCUUGCUUCCUGCAUCCAGCGCGCGCACGAGCUGCUGUGGAAAGUUUUUGAAGUUUGGGAAAGAAGAAGAAGAAGAAGAGGCGGAUCGGAUCGAUCCGGAUUCGGGCUCCGGACGGGAUGGCGGCUGUGAAGGCUCUCCAGCAAUGGUGCCGGGUCCAGUGUCAGGGCUACCGGGAUGUUUCCGUCACCAACAUGACCACGUCCUUCAGGGACGGCUUGGCCUUCUGCGCCCUCAUCCACAAACACAGACCAGAUCUCAUCAACUUUGAUUCUCUGAGGAAGGAGGAUGUCUACGAGAACAACAAACUGGCCUUCAGUGUUGCAGAAGGAGAACUGGGGAUUCCAGCUCUGCUGGAUGCAGAAGACAUGGUGGCGCUAAAGGUUCCUGACCGACUCAGUAUCCUCACGUACGUCUCCCAGUACUACAACUACUUCCAUGGGCGCUCACCCAUUGGUGGUAUGGGAGGUAUUAAACGUCCAGCUGAGGACCCCACUAAUGAACCACUUGGGAGGGGGAAGCAGCCAGUGGCGUCUAAGGUGUUUCCUGCCUCUAAACCCACCAGAGAGAACAGUCCUCCCCCUUCUGCCAACAUCGCCAGACCCUCUUCUUCACCAAAACGCAUCAGAACUUCAAGACAGGAAGUUGAGAAACCCAACCAGACGGGCACCUUGAGUAACAAAUGCACGUCAUGUAACGGUCAUGUCCACCUGGUGCAGCGACAUCUGGUGGAUGGGAAGCUGUAUCACAGGAACUGUGCAAAAUUGUUAACAAACACCAGCUCAACAAUCUGGAAUUCACCCAGAAAUACCAACAUUUCCAAAUUCAGUCCUCAGCCAGAUCCCAGAAAGACCAGCAAAGUUAGUCCAACGCCCACGCCUUCCCAACAAGUACCAACGGUAGUUUGGUCAACAAAGAAGCCCAGUUCCCCUUCAAACAGCACCAUAACUGCUCCACCUUCAUUCCCGUCCGCUUCUGCUCCAAAGCAAAGCCCGACCCCCUUUGUGUCCAAAUCCACCUCUCCACGUGACGCCACCUUUACGUCCACCGUCUCCAUCAGCCCCACACCCACACCGUCUCCUCGAACCUCUGUCGCUGCAGCCAAAACAAGAGAGUCCAAGUUGAAGUUUUUACAAUCGGAUGAGACUUCUGGUAACGAAGAGAAAAAGACGACAACCUUCAGCACGGCUGUAAAUAAAGGCCUAACGGUGACUGGUAAGAGACAGGAAAUCCCAAAGGUUCAGCCUGUGACUGUGGUUAUUAAUGUUGAAGACAUGGAUAAAGGUGGAGGUUCAGCUAAAACGACCUCUGUGGGAGGGAGGAUUAACUCAAAACAGGAAAACAAUGACACCAACAAGGCUAAAGCGUCAGUAUCAGCCUUCAUCACUAAGAAACUGGCUGAGGAGAACACCAAUAACAACAGUAAGCCUUCGUGGACAACUGUUGCCCCCAAGAAAACUGAAAAACCUCAAUCUCAAACGGAGACGCCUAGAAAGGAGCCGGAAGGUGUGAGGGGCAGGGUGAAGCUGAGAGCGGACCCAUCGAUCCUCUCUGACCUGCAGCCCCAGAAGCCUGCUUUCAGCCCGGGCCGACUCGGAGGGCGGACUCCAGAGAGAGGAGGCCUAAAGCCGGGCAAAGCAUCACCCAACACAUCAGGAGUUUCAGAAAACGAGUCUCCUGCAGACUGGAGGUCGAAGCUCAAACCUGUUUCCAAAGGAACAACACCCGUGGGUCCUCCUCAGUCUUCUCAUAAACCAUGGACUAAUGGACCCUCGAAGACCUCGGAGCUCUUGGUGAAACCUGUCCCCUUGUCCUCUCAUCUGCCCAAUCCUAACACGACUCCUUCACCAUCGAAGGGUGAGAACACACCCGACAACUACCUAAAUGCAACACAGAUAAUACACCCUGAAUCUCAUAAUUUCCAGAAAGAACAAAUCACAAAUGGCAGCAAGUUGGAGUCAACGACUUCUAAGAAAAAAGCAGGCUACAUCCCCAGAGAGGAAAUCAUAAGAGAGCUUGGAGAGAUUGAAAACAACUUGAACGAGGUGGAAAAGAGAGGAGUGGAGCUGGAGGUGAAGCUGCGGCAGUGUGAGGAAGAAGGUGCUGAUGACAGUGUCAUGGAUGAGCUAAUGGACGAGUGGUUCAACUUGAUCAAAAACAAGCAGGUGGCCAUGCGGCGCGAGUCUGAGCUAGUGUACAUUGGAAAAACUCAGGACCUGGAAGAAGAGCAGCCCAACGUUGAGCAGGAGCUCAGGAGGCUGAUGGAGAGACCAGAUCAUCUCAAAACAGCCUGGGACAAAAAGAAAGAGGCACAGCUGAUGGAGAAGCUGCUGGAGAUCGUUAAUGGCAGGAAUGCUAUUAUAGAAGGUCUGGAUGAGGACAGACUCAGGGAGGAAGAGGAGGAUGAGCAGCUAAACGACAUGAUGAAGAGUUUCAACGUAAAGAAAGACAAAGGCAAGAAAAAGUCUCCCAUGCUCAAAAUGUUCGGCUGGGGAGGCAAGAAGGAAGCUCCUGAUGCUUAAUGUCAAUCCCUGUGUGUGUGUGUGUGUGUGUGUGUGUGUGUGUGUGUUCCUCUUGUAUGGUCUUCAUGCUGGUGAACCUAUUAAAAUGUUGCUUGUAAACUGCAACACCAAUGUAAACAGGGGUCAGAGGUCAUUCUGCUCCUGUGGUAGCACAGGAUACAAAACAUACAGAUCAUCCUCUUGUACAGAAAUGUUUCUUUUGACACUAAUAGUUUCCAGUCUGGUGAGGUCUGGAAGAGGUUAAAGCAGGACAUAAACACACCACUGCAUUUUUUUUUCUUCCAUAUUUGAGUAUUUAGAGGAAUUUUGCAACAUACAAAAGUAAGUCAUGGUGGGAUAUUCACUCAUCAGUUUAGCUUUGUGUAAUUUUGACAGAUUUUCCUAAACUCUAAAAUAGUCGUCAAUCCACCCUUUCCCCAUUAGGGGUUUGCUUUUUCAUCAAAGUGCCUGAAAGUGAAGAUUUCCUGACAGUUUGAGUCAAAAGAAUCCCAGAUGUGGUCCACAUUGGACCUUAACUUAGGUAAUGAUUCCUAUCUGAACGACCUGUAUGGUCAUCAUUAAUAUAAUUAAUUUACACAAUUAAAUAUGUGUUUAUAGUUUUAUGACCGGACGUUCAAACUUUUUACCAAAAUUGGUUAACACUACUAGCACCUAAGGAUUGUAUUUAUGUUGAUACUUUGCUGCUCUUUGUUAAUACACAAUAAUCUCAUUCAUUAUGUAGAAGCCUUGUUUAUUUGAUGUAUUUUUGUCCAUUUAUUUGGAGUUCAAUAUUAAACUGAUCACAUGAAUGAUGCUUUUCUUUCUAGUUUGAAUAUAUCAUCACAUGGAGCUUUACAGUUGCAGCUGUAUAUUAUACAGCUCAUCUGGUAGUGUUUGAGAUUAUUUGAGCUUCUUUUUUUUAUUGAUUGUACAUAUUUCUUUAUUUUUAUUUGAAGGUUUUGUUUCUCUUUUACAGAUGCAAUGUGUUUAAAUUGCCACUAAGGGGCAGCGUGUGCAUUGUUAUUGCAGCUGUGCUGUUUUAUUCCAAGAGGAAGUUUAUCAGAUUUUGUGCCGCUCAUGAGGAUAUUUUAACAGUUUUCUGCAGUUAUCACAUACUUUGUGUCUGAAGUCUGUUUUUGUUUUUUAUUUUUUGUCACAAUAAAACGUUUACAUUUUUC
Nothobranchius furzeri (turquoise killifish) is the source of this 3751-nucleotide messenger RNA. It is a transcript of the gene micall2b, whose product is annotated as mical-like 2b. The record is from RefSeq and is a predicted model, not a curated record. Gene Ontology annotation, molecular function: protein binding. Lineage: Eukaryota; Metazoa; Chordata; Actinopteri; Cyprinodontiformes; Nothobranchiidae.